AGAGAGAGAGAGAGAGAGAGAGAGAGAGAGAGAGACGGGAAAAGAUUGGGGGUCUCUUGAGGGUGGACCUGGCUUCUGCAACCGUCAGAGUCAGACAUAGUGAGGAAUGUUCAUCCAGACAUAUGGUACAAUCCAGUUUUAAAAUACUAAACGUAUAUAGCCUAACCUUCGUCCAGUGUGAUUAUUUACGAUAAUAAUGCGUUACUGAAGGAGGUCUGACGGAGUGUUCAAUUUAAUUCGGUGAACUCUGUGGGUCUGCGCCUUUGGAGAAUUGCGGAUUAGGUGACACAGCGACUCUGGACACCGAUCUAACACACACACACACACCAGGAUGACCGUGGAACUGUGGUCUCCAGGUCCGAAACAGAACAGCGCAUGAGUGUGUCCCUUGGUGUCAGGUAGUGUUUGUCAUGGCUAACGGUGGAGACCCGUUCGCCAUCCCAGAGCGCAUGGACACAGACACGGACUCACCGAAAGAGACCAAACCGGAGAAUCACACUUGCUCCAGCUCUCCACUGUCACCGGAGACCACGUGCACACAGCAGGGGAUGGAAGGAAUAAAAUUCUACCUGCACGAGCGCGAGCUGUGGGAGAAGUUCCACGAGGUCGGAACAGAGAUGAUCAUCACUAAAGCGGGAAGGCGGAUGUUCCCCUGCUACAAGGUGAAGGUGACGGGCCUCAGCCCUAAAGCCAAGUACAUCCUCCUCAUGGAUAUCGUGCCAGCGGAUGACCACCGCUACAAGUUUGCGGAUAAUAAAUGGUCUGUGAUGGGGAAGGCGGAGCCGGCCAUGCCAGGGAGGUUGUACGUCCAUCCUGAUUCUCCGGCCACCGGAAGCCACUGGACACGCCAGCUUGUCUCCUUCCAGAAACUCAAACUCACCAACAACCAUCUGGACCCCUUCGGACACAUCAUAUUAAACUCCAUGCAUAAAUACCAGCCCCGCCUCCAUAUCGUCAAAGCAGACGAAUACAACAGGUUUGGUUCCAAGAACACCGCCUUCUGCACGCACGUGUUCUCAGAGACCGCCUUCAUUGCCGUGACAUCAUACCAGAACCACAAGAUCACCCAGCUGAAGAUAGAGAACAACCCGUUCGCUAAGGGCUUCAGAGGCAGUGAUGACAUGGAGCUGCACCGCAUGGCUAAGAUACAGGGUAAGGAGUAUCCGGUUGUUCCUCGUAGCUCAGUGCGUCAGAGGGUGGGUCCUAGUGGGAGUCUGUUUGGGGGGAAUGCGAGGGGGUUGGGUUUGCACCCCUAUUCCUGUGAGAAUGGGGUGAGCAGCACCACCCAGGACCUCCUCAUCCCCCCUCCAGCCCCCUACACCCUCCCCCAACCAGACCCACACGAACACAUGCACUGCAACAAGAGAAAAGCGGAUGAUAGCUGUUCUACAGCAGAGAAUCACCAGUACAGGAAGCCCUACAUCGACAGUUCUCCCAGCAACGACGAGUCUUACUAUCACCCGUCUGCUUACCCUCCUCCCCCUCUCCCUCCCACCGUCCAUCCCCCUCCCCCUGGUCUCUCUGACUCCACCUACAGGUCAGAGGCGGGGCAGCGGCAGGCGUGUAUGUUUGCUGGCUCAGAGUCCAGACUGGACAACCUCAGCUGUACAUCAUGGUCCUACAGCUGCCCUUUGACUCCUGACAUGGCCCCCAUGACCCCUACUGACCCCUACACAACCUUCCCCCACCAGCCCUACUCCUCCAGUCCCCAGAACGCUCAGCUGAGCCCCAGCCCACCCCUCAGAGAAUACCACCGCUACCCCUCCUCCUCAUCUCCUCCCCACUACCACACCCUUCACACACACGUCAUGGGAGGGGUCCCAGAGUGGAGCGAGCCCACCUGAUUGGACCACAGGUGUAGGGGAAAGGCUUGGGGUUCUAUUUAUGUGAGGUGUUGUUCUUUGAUGUGUGAAGAGAUUUCAUUGGCCAGUUGUGUCUUUCCCUUGGAUCGUCUGUGUGUUACGUUUAAUUCCAUCCCCCUCUGACUGGGACCGCUCUGGAAGGAACUGAUGUUAGAGGAACUUGGUGGAUAAGCACUCUCACUAGAGGGACAGAAAGAAAGAUGAUGCCAUCAGCUAAAAUGUUCCGAGCUUCAUUCCUGAGACUGUUUUUAAUACAGUAUGUGACCUGUCUGUCACCCUGUCACCCUGUCCCCUGAAGAAGUGAGACUGUCUCUCUGUGGCCAUGGUUCCCAGUUGGUUUGUGACCCACCGAAAUCCCUGUGACCCAACAGACGAAACCAUAUUUCUAAUCUUUGUAAGUGUCAGCUCAGCUCAGGGCUCCUGUGAGUUAAUGUCGGCUGAGAGGGGCUGCGGUGGCCACAGGCAGAGCAGAAGAGAGAUAAACUGUUAGUUUACACCAGGCUGCAGGGAGGAAGACCUGCACACACACACUCACAAACACAGAGAUCUUGUUUAGAGGCAGCCGCCUGGCAGAAGAACUGUACACACUCCCAUUGCAUUUUGGCUAUACGCACAUCUCAUCAUCAUGCAGCUGUCACUGCUGACCUCUCCUUUACCCCUGAACUGACCAAACAACACUCUCAGUUUCUCUGAACUGACCAAUCAACACUCUCCAUUUCUCUGAACUGACCAAUCAAUCAACACUCUCCUUUACCCCGAACUGACCAAUAAACACUUGAUCAACACUACAUUUCUCUCUCUCUCUACCCCUCUCUCUCCGUCUGUGUUUCUAGCCCUCGCCCCUUUCAAGCCAGUAGAAGGGAGUCAUAUUAUAGUCACAAUGUAAAACAUAUUUUUGUUCCUACACAUAGACAUCAUAUGAUUAUUGUUCUUGUCUAGUUGUCGUUUUAUUUUCCUUGAGAGUCAGUGGGUGCAUUAGUUGGAACCAGGUGAUGGCCUGGUGUUUUGCACUAACAUAAGAAGAGUUCAUAUUGGUUCACAGAGGAUCAGUACAGAAGCACUGUAUGUGCAGAGCGAGAGUCAUUCCUGUGUGUGUGUGUGUGUGUGCGCGCCAGCAUGCGUGUGUUUGUGUGAAAGCAAUGCGUUAAAAAGAGACGUCCUGUGAUCAUUUGAGAAGUGUUUGUACUUUAUUGUAUUGUUAUUGUUUAUAGUAUUUAUUGGCCUCGAGAUAUUGGCUGGUUUUGUUGUAAGAUCGUGAAAUGACACAUUGUUGGUUGAAUUGUUCAAGCUGUUUGUUUCUCAUUGAAGUUAAUUUUAUUUGCUUUCCUCCAUCCCAUCUCCUGUCAUUUCCUUUUGAAUACAAUAUUUAACAUGGUUGUAAUAAAUGGCUUAUUACUUU
Messenger RNA from Coregonus clupeaformis (lake whitefish), 3261 nucleotides. Its product is annotated as T-box transcription factor TBX5. Bases 411 to 1844 code for a protein of 477 amino acids. NCBI's taxonomy places the organism in Eukaryota, Metazoa, Chordata, Actinopteri, Salmoniformes, Salmonidae. Gene Ontology annotation, cellular component: nucleus. The transcript is spliced from 9 exons. Gene Ontology annotation, molecular function: DNA-binding transcription factor activity, RNA polymerase II-specific; RNA polymerase II cis-regulatory region sequence-specific DNA binding. The record is from RefSeq and is a predicted model, not a curated record. Gene Ontology annotation, biological process: positive regulation of DNA-templated transcription; pattern specification process; regulation of transcription by RNA polymerase II.